AUGAAACACACGGUCGAAAAAGCCGAUAAAAAGAUUGCACAACUACGAAGACUGAUGCCGAAUGUGGGAGGGCCUGGUUAUUGCAAGCGCAGGGUUCUGUGCCAAGUAAUGCACAGCGUCCUCCUGUAUGCGGCGCCAGCCUGGCGCGAAGCCAUGAAGAUACAUUCAUACAAGGAAAGAUUAAUGGCCGCGCAAAGAAAAGGCUUACUGAUGGUCGCCGCUGCCUAUAGGACCGUAUCGGCCGAGGCAGUCCAGGUUAUAGCAGGUUUCCCACCGAUCGAUCUCAUGAUAGCUGAGAGAUGCUUUCUAUAUAAAAUAGGAGGCAGGUUAGCCGGUAAUAGACGAAUGGCAAGAGAAAGAACAUAUAAAAAGUGGCAGGAGAGGGACGACCCAGCCCAUGUCCUCUACGAAUGUGCGAGAUGGGGUGAGGAAAGAGCCAGACUGAAAGAACAACUAGGAUGUGACUUGCCAAUGGCAACCGAGAUCAUAGGGAAAAUGUUGGAGGAUAAAGUAACCUGGAACGCGGUAACGACGUACAUGACCAUAGCAAUGAACAGAAACGAAAAAGAGGAUAGAUAG
Molecule: messenger RNA, 579 nt
Organism: Diorhabda sublineata
Lineage: Eukaryota; Metazoa; Arthropoda; Insecta; Coleoptera; Chrysomelidae
Exons: 2
Coding region: 1-579 (192 amino acids)
Source: RefSeq, a predicted model, not a curated record